UCGCCGAAACUCUUGGUUUCCGCCACCCGCCUUCCGGCCGCGGGCAGCCCAGGCGCGAGCGCUUCGAGGGACCGCGCGGUGGGCUGGCGAGGUUACUUCAGAGGGGUGCUGUUACCCCUCACACAUGUCUCCCAGGUGUUGACUCCAGCAGAGUUUCGAGCUUGGGAAUCUGUGUCUCCAUUCUUUGAACACACUCAAGAGCUGCGGUGCUCACGGUGGAUGAAGGUCCGUGAGGCGGGUGCACAGAAUGGCUGGGAGAAGGCUGUUGGGCCUGGGCGGGCAGCGCCAGCUCCUGGGGCUGCUGAUGGGCCGUGGCCGGCAGUCCACCUGGCCGCCUGCCCCUACACCAAGGUGGAGGAGAGCUUCAACCUGCAGGCUGUGCACGACCUGCUCUACCACCGGCUGGAUGUGGAGAAGUUUGACCACCUCGAGUUCCCCGGCGUGGUCCCCAGGACGUUCCUCGGGCCACCUGGCUGA
Capra hircus (goat) is the source of this 477-nucleotide messenger RNA. Its product is annotated as dol-P-Man:Man(7)GlcNAc(2)-PP-Dol alpha-1,6-mannosyltransferase-like. NCBI's taxonomy places the organism in Eukaryota, Metazoa, Chordata, Mammalia, Artiodactyla, Bovidae. The record is from RefSeq and is a predicted model, not a curated record. Bases 220 to 477 code for a protein of 85 amino acids. The transcript is spliced from 3 exons.